CAACAGAUCCUCUCAAGAAAGCAAGAAAACUCGCUUCGGGCAAACUCCUUUUCCCUCGCCUCUUUACUCUUUGUGGAAGUGAGCACAUUCUAUAGGCGGAGCUUGUUUGCUGAGUUGCUGUUAAAACUUGUCUCCACACUUACCUGAGCACUUGGCUUCCAGCACCCUGCCUGGCAGACACUAGCCAAAAUGAUACCUGGAGGCUUGACUGAGGCCAAACCUGCCACUGAAGAAAUCCAGGAGAUUGCUAAUGAGGUUAAACCACAGCUUGAAGAAAAAACAAAUGAGACUUAUGAACAAUUCGAAGCUGUAGAGUACAAAACUCAAGUAGUGGCUGGAAUAAAUUACUACAUUAAGGUGCGAGUAGGUGAUGAUACUUAUAUGCACUUGAAAGUAUUCAAAGGUCUUCCUGGACAAAAUGAGAAGUUGGUACUUACUGGUUACCAGACUAACAAAAGCAAGGAUGACGAACUGACUGGCUUUUAGCAGGACAUUCCAAAAGGGAUCUGAUUCCUUCUUCUGGCUACUGAUUAAUGAUACUGAUAAACCAUCAAUAAAGAAAUAUUCCUUUUCAAAUACAUCAUUUCUUCAAUUUUUACUCAUUUAUUGUAUUAAAUAUAAGUGACCUUUUCUUUCUCAAAAUCAGUGUUAUUACUUUAGGGUAGAAAUUCCGUGUAAAUUGACAUCAGUUAGAAACCUCAUAAAAAAUAGCCAGGCCUUUGUACUACCUCCACGCUAAGGAUUACUAAGGCACUAUUACUAAGGCACUAUUAUGUUCUCCCAGUGAACGUCCUCAUUAUAAUUAUGAAAUAUUCCUUUCUUUCUCUAGUUGUAGACCUUAUUCUGAAGUCUGAUACUAAUGCAGGUACCACAGUUUGUUUUGGUUGCUAUUUAGUGUUUAUAUGAUAUAACUUUUUUUU
Molecule: messenger RNA, 920 nt
Organism: Marmota monax (woodchuck)
Lineage: Eukaryota; Metazoa; Chordata; Mammalia; Rodentia; Sciuridae
Gene: Csta
Product: cystatin A
Exons: 3
Coding region: 190-486 (98 amino acids)
Cellular component (GO): cytosol
Molecular function (GO): cysteine-type endopeptidase inhibitor activity
Source: RefSeq, a predicted model, not a curated record